This is a messenger RNA of Scleropages formosus (Asian bonytongue), 2524 nucleotides long. RefSeq names its product heterogeneous nuclear ribonucleoprotein F-like. The record is from RefSeq and is a predicted model, not a curated record. The transcript has 12 exons. NCBI's taxonomy places the organism in Eukaryota, Metazoa, Chordata, Actinopteri, Osteoglossiformes, Osteoglossidae. Gene Ontology annotation, molecular function: RNA binding. Bases 798 to 2453 code for a protein of 551 amino acids.
AAUACUCUCGGUCCGAGGACCCCUUUUCCUCCAGGACGUGCGCUUACAGCCAGCCUACCUUAGCGUCUCUAGGCUUCCUUUACAUAGUAGCAGACACAGUCAACCCACCAUUUCCCCCCGAAGUGGCCCCAGCGGUUACAGACAUUAUUUACAGAUCUCCCACAAUGCAACUAUUUACAUUCAAUCAGUAACGCGGGUCGUUACAAUAGUAAUAGGCUUGAAACAAGCCGUGAUUCUUAUCAUUCGCUGAAAUGGUUAUGACAGUAUACGUUACAUUUCUUUUUUAUAUGCAAAAAUUGCAGUUAAAUAAUUGGAGAGCUCACAAUACGCGCUAUUCACGCUCCUCCCUAAACAACCUUUAAUUUUAAACGCUUUCAAAGUCCCCGCAUCUCGGCCUUCAAUCAGAAACCGAUGAAAUGAGAUCUGUGCCGACUCCGCCGCUCCUCUAGAGGGCAGCACAGUACUGCGGUGCUGUGGGCCCAUCACGUCGGCGUCGCUCUCUCUGUUUCUUUGUCGUCGUCGUCGUCGUCGUCGUCGACUCGGUACCGGAAAACGUGUCUUUCUGCGAGUGACAUUGUAGGAGUUGCUGGCACGUUUAUGUCAACUAGUUUGCUUGUUUUCUGUUUUUUUGACAUACUUCUCAUGUGUUGAGCUCUCUCUGGUUUCCCGUCUCGUCUGCACGACACCUACGGAAAGUGAAGCUCAGUGGUUUCUCCUACUGCGAUAUUCACUCAGUCACUGUCCUUCCUUGCUGGAGCCGGACUCUGUGUCUCUGACUGAGCGGAGCCCGAUGUGCAAUGGCUGCACGCGGCACAUCUCUGCUCGUGUCCUCUCUUUUCAGGCCUCGCGGCCGGUUGUUUGGUGGCAUUUCGAGGAAAGCGCUGCUGCUUGACAGGAGGCCCGCGGGGCCUCAGUGCCACCACCAGCAGUGGCUGGUCGCGCACGAUUAUGGAAAGAAGAGCGCAGAUCCAGAUGCGCAUCAUCGGCAGCAUCAUGAUCAUCCGAUUCAUCAUCGUGAUGUGUUCGCAUCUCAGAGGCAGUUUGUGGCUCUGCGCAGUUUCUGCAGCGAGGUGCGUCGAUCAGUUAGUGCACCGGCGUCUCCUUUCCACGAUGAAGGCCAGCAAUACCCACCUCUGCCCGAGUACGGCUGCGAGCAAAGGGAAAAGGAGCAUUUCAUAGUCCAGGCAAAAGGUCUCCCCUGGUCGUGUACAGCUGAAGAUCUUUCGUUCUUCUCAGAAUGCAAGAUCCAUGGUGGAGUGAAUGGAAUUCAUAUGAUACACAACAAACAUGGGCAGCCAAGCGGGAAAGCUUUCAUUGAGCUGCAGUGCAAGGAAGAUGUCCGAAGAGCACUAAGGAAGAACAUGCACUAUCUGGGUCACCGCUAUGUAGAGGUACAGGAAGUGACAGACAGCGAUGCUGAGAACAUAGUGAAGGCGUCAGUGCAGCUCCCUGCCGCUGACGGAGUGGUUAAACUCAGAGGGCUUCCUUUCAGUUGCACUGUGGAGGAUAUUGUUCACUUCUUUGAAGGUCUGGAUAUUGUUGGAGGUGGUGUGACCCUGGUUUUUGAUGCCCACGGGAGAAACACAGGCAUUGCUUAUGUCGAGUUUGCUUCACAGGAAAUGGCUGAUCAGGCUUUACAAAAAGACAGAGAGAGAAUAGGAAGCAGGUACAUCGAAAUAUUCCCAAGCAGAAAAAGUGCCAUUCAGUCUCACUUCCGUAGCCAGAGGGUUUCUCUGACAGACUACUUUAACAGCGAACAAGUGUCAGACAGUGAUGCUGAAGGCUUGCCGAAGGCACCAGAGCAGCUCCCCACAAAUGGUGGUGUGGUUAAAAUCCAAGGGCUCCCAUAUAGCGCCACUGAGGAAGAUGUUAUUCAGUUUUUCGCAGGUCUGGACAUUGCUGAAGAUGGAGUUACCCUGGUUUUUGAUAGAAAAGGGAGGAGUACAGGCAUUGCCUAUGUGGAAUUCACCUCACAGGAAAUGGCUGCUCAGGCUCUGGAGAAGCACCGGGAGACAAUGGGGAGCAGGUACAUUGAGGUGUUCCCCAGCAAAAAAAGUGGCAUCAGGUCUGGAUACAGCAGCAGGGCUCCAGUCUCUCCAGUCCCCACAAUGGAAGGGAACACUGACCAAGCUACACAGCCUGACCUUCAUCCUCAAAGCAGUAAUGUUGCUCCAGCAUUGGGAUCAACUAACAUUCCCAGCAUAACACAACACUGCGUACAUGUGAGGGGGUUGCCCUUCUGCGCUUCUGGACAAGAUAUCGUCAAUUUCUUCUCUCCACUACAGCUGGCUAAGAUCUGUAUUGAAUACGGUCCAGAUGGUAGAGCUAGUGGGGAAGCGGAUGUAUACUUCACCUGCCACGAAGAUGCCGUGUUAGCAAUGUCCAGAGAUAAGGCCUGUAUUGGUGAGCGAUACAUCGAGCUGUUCCUGAAUUCUCCAACGGCCGGAAGUUAGGAGUCAGACAAAUGCUGCCCUACACUAGCAGCGCUGUAAAAUGUUCUGGGUAGACUGCAGUAAUUCUUGUU